AUGGCCGUGACGCAGGAGGCGCCUGCGCGCUCCAAGCAGCAAGACCUGUACGGCAAGCCGCACAUGGGCAUGGACCACGUGCUGGCCAAGCUGCUGCUGAACGCGCCGCCGCUGCCCGACGCCUUGAAGCUGCAGACGGAGGCGCAGUCGCUCUCCACUACCUGGGUGCAGGUCUCCGAGGCCUACGAGAAGCGCCGCGCCAUGCUGCAGCGCCGCAAAGAGAAGGGCAAGGCAAAAAACAAAGCUAAGAGCAAGGAGAAGAGCAAGGAUAAUCAGAAAGAAGAGGAGAAGAAGGAGAAGAAGAAACUAAAGGAGAAGAAGGAGGAAAAGACGGUGGAGAAGAAGAAGAAAACAAAGAACAGUGGCACAGCUGCUUCUCCACGCGACGGAAAGGGUUCUUCUAAUGUGAAGGCGGAGAAGAAGAGCCACAAGAAGAAGACGGUGAGCUCCCCGCGUGUUGUUGUUAAACACGAGAGUGACGCGCCCGCAGUGAAGAAAGUGGAGCAGCAGCAGCCGCCCGAUGCGUACCAGGCCUCUGUGCUCAAGAAGCUGCGUAAAUUACCCAUGUGCGAGAGCAUGGCAUUCGGCUCGAACAAGUACAAGGCCCUCGUCAAGUGGAUGGAGCUGGACAAGGGCAAGAACGCGGCCACGUCCGCUGCGCUGAUGGAGCUGCUGAACAAGCUGCAGCUUGACGCGACGGCGGACAGGAAGAGCAAGCCCAAACUGACCCGGAAACGGUCGUUGGAGACGCUGGAUGACGCGCUGCGAGCUGAGAACCGCGGCAAGAGGAAGGCGACGAGUAGCGAUCGGAGACGCAGCCAGAAGCAGCGCAAGACGUACGUGGAUGAAGAUGAAGUGGUGUACGAGUCUGGAGAGGAGGAGGAGGAGCCCGAGUACAAGGGAGGGUACUCUGAUUCAGAUGAAGCUGAGUUCAUGCCGGAGCUGGAGAAUAGCCCGCCGCCUAAAAAGCCCAAGAAGCGCGCAGCAGGACGAUCACCGAAGAGGCAACUGCAACAGGCAGCGGAGGAGACGAAGGAGCUGGCCAACAAGGCUGGUAUGACUUCUAUGGAGCAGCUUGCCGCGGUGGUAGCCAAGAUCAGAGCAGACGAUGUGGCCUCAGGCAAGUCCGAUACCAAGUAUUUGUCGUAUGAGAAGAAGACCGAGGCAGUGAAACCAGGGGCUUCGUCUACGUCUGCUAUCGUUCUGGAUGAUAGCGAAGAGGAGGAAGAAGAGGAGGAGGAGGAAGAAGAAGAAGAAGAAGAAGAGGAGACCAAGGCCGCAGACUCUUCGACUGAUGACGAGCAGGACAUGUUUGACCUGAAUGAAGAGGACGUGUAUGUUGUCGAGGCUAUCCUGUGCGUCAAGGAGGGUCGGUCACUGCUGACGGCAGGAGGUCAGCGGGCCAAGGACGCGGAUUUGUAUCUCGUCAAGUGGGAGGGCUACGACGAGCUUACGUGGGAACCGGACGAGAACAUCCCGCGGCGGCUCAUUGACAUGUUCCGAGCGCGCGAGCGAGCUAAACGGUCGUGCCAGUAUCAGAUCAAGCUCGCUCAAGAACGCAGGGAGGUGACCAACGUGACUACGGCGACCAAGGAGAUUAUUUACCUGAUUCAAUGGAUCAACCAGGAGAACCUGGUCUGGGAGUCGCGCACGACGCUGCCUAUCAAGACCCAGGUGUGGCUGGACAAGGUUCUUGGCGUCAAACCCGCGCCCAAGAAGCGACGUGACACCAAGGUGUCGAAGCAGUAUAUGUAA
Phytophthora sojae is the source of this 1755-nucleotide messenger RNA. RefSeq lists its product as hypothetical. NCBI's taxonomy places the organism in Eukaryota, Oomycota, Peronosporomycetes, Peronosporales, Peronosporaceae. The coding region runs from base 1 to 1755 and encodes 584 amino acids. The transcript has 2 exons. The record is from RefSeq and is a predicted model, not a curated record.